This is a messenger RNA of Cajanus cajan (pigeon pea), 975 nucleotides long. The record is from RefSeq and is a predicted model, not a curated record. Lineage: Eukaryota; Viridiplantae; Streptophyta; Magnoliopsida; Fabales; Fabaceae.
UCCACAGAGGAGAAAAUGACUUGAAUACCCUUGGAAAUAUAGCGUUAUUUUCCGUGACCAGCCACCGCAACCUCCGUGUCCUUUAUCGUAAUUUCAGUCUCUCCCUUUCCCUCUCAGACUCACCUAUUUAGCGUUUUGUUCUACCACUCUCUCUUUCUCUCUCUUGGCUGCAUUGCAAAAGCUUCUUCUCUCGCUCCUUCGCGUUCAUGGCGGAAGAAGAGUUCAGCGCUGGAUCCCCUCACUCUCUCAAGAACAGGUUUAGAUCCUCUCUCUGCUUAUCGUGUUGCUUCCCUCACCACCGCGUCAGGCCAAAACUCGUUCGAAGCGCGUCGCUUCGCAACAAGCCGCGCUCCACCGAUUUCCCCUUCCCCAACCUCAAGGAAAAGUGCUGCAACUUCAUUUCCCGCCUCGGCAGCCGCCACCGCCGCCGCCACUCCGCCGACUUCCACUACGACGCCCUCAGCUACGCCCUCAACUUCGAGGACGCCGCCUCCGACGAGAGGUCCGCCGAUUUCUCCGCCAGAUUGCCGGCGUCUCCACCGCCGAACGCGGCCACGGAUGCGAAUGCGACCUCCGCCGCAUCCGCCAGCGCCAGCGCCAGCGCGUAAAUCGGUAGUCGUAGAUUUAGAUCUAAAAAUUCGGCGGCGGUGCGAGCGUAACCGAAACGACGUUGGCGGCGUCGUUUGGAAGUCGUUUUUGUUUGGUUGUUUAUGUUUUGGUUUUUGUACAUAACGUGAUUGUGAGAUCCAGCAAUAGAAUAGCAAUGCGAAGAAGAGGAAUAUGAAUAAGGCAAAAAGAAAGGUUACAAAGUGUUUUAGUGUUGGUUGAUAUAUUUUGUGUGGCAUUGAAAAACGAAAAUGAGAAUAGUGUGACGCAGAGUGGUGGAGUCGUAACUCGUAACUGAAUCUCUGACGGAUGACGACGCUAGUCUGUUUUGUCGUCUUUUUGUUGCAAACGCUUUUGGAGAGACUGCCA